Molecule: messenger RNA, 5559 nt
Organism: Episyrphus balteatus (marmalade hoverfly)
Lineage: Eukaryota; Metazoa; Arthropoda; Insecta; Diptera; Syrphidae
Gene: ago
Product: F-box/WD repeat-containing protein 7
Exons: 8
Coding region: 206-4399 (1397 amino acids)
Biological process (GO): ubiquitin recycling; proteasome-mediated ubiquitin-dependent protein catabolic process
Cellular component (GO): nucleus; cytoplasm
Molecular function (GO): ubiquitin binding
Source: RefSeq, a predicted model, not a curated record
UUAUAAAUUUAUUUUACAUCUCGUUCGGUUGCGUUUGAUCGAAAAAAAAAAUAAUUAAAAAUCUAUUCAAUUUCAAUCGCGCGAGUGCAUGUUAAUUAAAUAUUAUUAAAAUAUAUACAAUUUGGUCAUGAUUAAACAAUAAAUUAAUACAAUUAUCCAAAGCGAAUAAAGAUUUAAACACACACCUCUCCUCUUUACGUAUAUUAUGGAAAAAACAUGUGUUCAAUCUGCUGAUAUUGAGUCAACUGGUUGCCAUUCGAGAAUUAUUAUCAAUUCACUAACGGCAGCAUCAUCAGAACCAGCUAUUUGUAGUAGUACAUCGACGACGACGGAGGAGGAUAAAUCAUCAUCAUCCACAAUAAUCGAGGCGCUCUCUAACUUAAGAUCGCCGCAAAUGUCGUCCAAAGAAUUACAGCUCCAACUGCAAACACAGACACUAAACACAUUAAAUGAUAAGAAAAUCUACAAAAGCUAUGAUAAUUUAAAUGAAGAUGGUAAUGAUGGUGAAGGUCGAGGCUGCAGUGUUAUAUCUAUGUCAACUCCUGCCGCUGAAAGUAUGACACUGUACAAAGAUGAUGAUAGCCGUUCGGGAUCAAGUGAUGAUAUAACCACACCCAUUGUUGAUUUACAAAGUCGUAGUAACAACGAUGACGAUAAUGAUAAAACUAACGUCGCACCAACAACAACAUUAUCUACUACGAAUGUUAUCCAAGUGAUACAAGAUCAUAAUCGACGACGAGGAGGAGGAUGCCACGAAGAAACAACGAUGACAUCGAAUAAUGGUGGAGUUGGUGUAGGCAUUUACCUCGAGACACCAGUUAUCGAUGAGCAAAUAGUUGGUGUUAAUAGUCAUGAUUACGAAAAGGCCAAACCAAAAAGACUUAGCGAUGAGUUCCUCAUGUCAUCGGAGGAUUGCUGCGAUGACGAGAGGAAUAAUAGCACCAGCAGUACCAGUAGCAGUCAUAGUAAUCCUCUAGCAACUCAUAGUAAUAGUAGCAUUAGUAAGACGGCAGAUUGUAGUAUUAGCAGUAAUAGCAGCAAUAUUAGUGGAAUAUCAAAAAAAGAAGGAAUACUCAAUGAUUUGCUGAAAUCUGUUAUGACUGCUGAUAAUAUCGUUAGUGCUGAUGUGGCUAAUUUAAAAGUAAAAAAUACAUCAGCAGGAGGUGGUGGUGGAUCAUCAGCAGCAAAUGUACAUGAUUGUUGUAAUAAAUCUCAUUUUGACUAUUGUCAUGGUGGCGGUGGCGAUGGUAUGCCAGGAGCAAGUGGCAGUAUGUCCUCACGUUUUCGAAAAAUCAACAUUGCCUAUUUGCCAUUUUUAAGUAAAGUUUGUAGAAAUAACAAACUCGGGGGAGAGGAGGAUGAUAAUGAUGAUACUGAAGCAGAUGUUGCGGACAAUGAUGUGCAAUCAAUGGACGCCAUUGAACGUCGAGACUUUGAAGAUGAACAAAGACUCACAGGUGGAAUAAUAUUAAAAUCUAGUUCGUUAGCUAAGAAUGAUAGACUUAAAUUAGAUAUAGUUCAACAACAACAACAACAAAAUGCGCAAAAUGCCGCCAAUAAUCAACAGCGAGUAGUCUCAUCAGAUAGUAAGUAUACCUACAAAGACCAUUCAACAACACCGACCAGCAGCAGGCAUUACAAAAGCAGAUUAACUAAAUCAACUGCCAAAAUAAAUCUUACCACCAGCCUAAAUCAUCCAGAAACCAACACUGUUACAACAAAUGGAGAUAUCGCUACAAAUGAUGACCAACAAACAAUAGAAAAUAAAGAAGAUCAACCAGAUAGUAGCAGUUGUAAUAAUAGUUCAACAACAACAACGACAAAUGAUAACUGUCACCAUAAAGUACAAGAAGAAAAUGAUCCAGAAUCAAGUAAUCCCGCUUCGUCAGCAGGAACUGAUUCAUCUUCAUCGCCACUAAAUCUGCGAACUACACUCCAAGAUAGUAAUCCCGCCAACAACAACAAAAAGCUUGUUGAAAUUCUAUCGAAUCCAAAUUCAAAUGAAAGCUUAUCCGAGCAUUCGUAUAAUACCUCAUCCAGUCAUUCCUUGUCAAGAGUAUCAUCAUCUAAACAGUUGACGACGCAGCAGCCACAAGUAUGCCUUAGUUCGGAAGAAGAAAUUCUCAAAAAAGCUAUUGAAACAAUUAAUACAUUACAGCAAAAACUUGUUGGCGAAGGCAUUAAUGAUGAUGAUAUUGCAACGACUUCAUCGUCAGCACGUUGUCAAUAUUCGGCCUUGAAAUAUCUGCGAAAUUCUCUGAGAAAAGACAAUUCAAGUAAUUUGCAUUGUGAUGAUGUUGCAACGGGAUCAUCAGAGUCAGUUUCUGGAAGUUCCACUACCGCAGCAGUCGCUGAGGAAAAAGUUGUACCUGCAGCUUCUCCUCUUUUUGCCAUAAACAGCAACAACAGUCAUGCAAAUUUCCAACAAGAAGAACCCAACCAACAACUGAAUCAUGUAGAACGUAGAGUCACAGAGUUUCCAUACCUUGAUCAUGCUCUACCUCUAGACAACGAAUUUGAUGAAGAGACUUGGGCAGAUUGUGACGAGGGAUCCGAUGAUGAGGUGUGUACAUGCCAUAAGGAUAGUUUUUCAAAUCAACGAGACAAACGCGGCGAUACCUCUGAUUUGCUUUCGGAAGAUGCUUUAUCGAAAGAUGUCGAGCUCUCCAGCUACAUACAAAUGGUGUCGAUUUCAGAGGACACACUGUCCCAUGAACAGAGCAUGUCACCUGAAUUCACAGGACUUCAACGAAAACGGAAAUUCAACGAAAGUCGCCUUCUGGAUGGCGAUCACUUUUUGAGUGAUAGUGGAAGAAAACGUAUUGCAUACGAUUACUCUUCAACGCCUCGUAGUUCGCAGACACUUUUGUUGAUUCCAAGUCCUUCAACUCCAUUGGGUCGACGUACUCCGCGCUCUUUGAUUCCCACAAGAGAUAAUCCCCCGCCAGAACUGCAAGAUUGGUUGGUGCAAUUCCAACGAUGGUCGCAUGCUGAACGGCUACUUGCUGUCGAUAGACUGAUUGAACACUGCGAACCGACUCAAGUUCGUCAUAUGAUGAAAGUUAUUGAACCGCAGUUUCAAAGAGAUUUCAUAUCUCUACUACCACGUGAAUUGGCGCUGCAAGUAUUAGCCUAUUUGGAUCCAACUGAUCUGCUUAGAGCAGCACAAACCUGUCGUAGCUGGAGAUUCCUGUGUGACGAUAAUCUGUUGUGGAAGGAAAAAUGCCGCAAAGCACAAAUACUGAUUGAACCGAAGACAGACAGACCGAAACGUGGGCGAGCUGGAAAUAUGCCGCCAAUUGCAUCUCCGUGGAAGGCCGCUUACAUGCGACAGCACAUAAUUGAAAUGAAUUGGCGUUCGCGACCAAUAAGGGAACCUAAAGUUUUGAAAGGUCAUGACGAUCAUGUUAUUACGUGCUUGCAAUUCUCAGGAAAUCGAAUUGUUUCGGGAUCAGAUGAUAAUACGCUUAAAGUUUGGUCAGCUGUUACCGGAAGGUGUCUGCGCACAUUAGUGGGCCACACCGGUGGAGUUUGGUCAUCCCAAAUGUCUGGUAAUAUAAUUAUUUCGGGCAGUACUGAUAGAACAUUAAAAGUUUGGGAUAUGGAAACGGGAGAGUGUGUUCACACAUUGUUGGGACACACAUCAACUGUGCGGUGUAUGCAUUUACAUGGCAAAAAAGUUGUAAGUGGUUCACGGGAUGCAACACUGCGUGUCUGGGACAUUGAACGUGGCAAUUGUUUGCAUGUUCUAGUCGGACAUUUGGCCGCUGUUCGAUGUGUGCAAUAUGAUGGAAAACUUAUAGUUUCCGGUGCCUAUGAUUAUAUGGUGAAAAUUUGGCACCCAGAGCGUCAGGAAUGUCUUCAUACGUUGCAAGGUCAUACAAACCGUGUAUAUUCUUUACAAUUUGAUGGUAUUCAUGUUGUAUCGGGAUCUUUGGACACAUCGAUACGUGUAUGGGAUGUAGAGACUGGCAAUUGUAAACAUACACUUAUGGGACAUCAGAGUCUUACGUCUGGUAUGGAAUUGCGACAGAAUAUUUUGGUUUCGGGUAAUGCCGAUUCAACUGUGAAAGUCUGGGACAUAACAAAUGGUCAAUGCUUGCAGACACUUUCAGGUCCAAAUAAGCAUCAAUCGGCAGUUACUUGUCUUCAAUUCAAUUCGAGAUUUGUAAUCACCAGUUCAGAUGAUGGCACUGUAAAAUUAUGGGAUGUCAAAACUGGUGAAUUCAUAAGAAAUCUUGUUGCCUUAGAUUCUGGUGGAUCUGGCGGUGUUGUGUGGCGUAUUCGGGCAAAUGAUACAAAACUCAUUUGUGCAGUUGGUUCACGCAAUGGUACUGAGGAAACCAAAUUAAUGGUCUUAGAUUUUGAUGUUGAAGGUGCCUGCGUAAAAUGUUCAUAAGUGUUAAGUAAUUGUUAUUUUUGCAUAUAAAAAAAACCCAUACCGCACAGUUCUUUUGCAAAGAAUGUUUUUUCGCAGAGGGCAAACAAACAAAAAAAAACAAAACAAACUAAAAAUCUUUUCAAGAACGUAACAAAUUGAGACUUAAUAUUUAAUGAUAAUAAUUAUUAUUGUAUACCUGUGUUGUAAGAAUGUGAAAGAAAAAAAGAAAACACACAAAUCUAAUUAAUUAUGCAAAAAAAAAAAAAAAAACAAAUAGAAACAAAAAAAAAUACGGUAGAACUGGUAUCUAAUGCUUUAUGAGGGCAGGCGCAAAGAUGUAAUUUUCUUUAUUUUUUUUUUUUUUUUUUGUUUAAAUAAUUUUUAAUUUGUUACAUUUGUCAGCCUAUCCUCCCAGUAGUAGAACUUUCUAGUUGCUUAAGUCCUUACUUGGUAUCUAAAAAAAAAACAAAACAAAUAAAACACAAAAAACCGUAUGAAUUUAUCUAGUUGUUAGGAGAUACAUUAAAUCUAUUUAAUUUAAAUAGUUUUUUUUUUCUUUUUUUUUUGUAAAAUCUAGAUUUUUUUUUUAGAAAUUACACACAGAUCGCAUCAAAGCUUUAUAUUAUUAUAAUAUUACUUUACGUACAUAAAACAUUUAAUUAAGAUUCUUGCUUAUUUGUAGGUCUUUUUUUUUGUAUUUUUAAUAAUUUUUGUUCUAUUAAAAUGUCUUUGUUUCUAUUAUGUAAAAUGUAAUUUUUUUUUUAAAUCAGAUUUUUUUAACCUUCAUUUUACUUAUUAUUAUUGGUUUAUUGAAUUUUGUUAUUUUAAUAUCGUUUUCAAAGUGAUACAAAAAAGAAGAAGACAUUUUCUGGGCUAUAUGGUAGGAAUAUGUGGCUCACACCACAUUUUGAGUUUUAUAGAAUUUUGAUUCAGAAAAUUUGUAAUGUAAAAGAAACAUCAAGGGCUAGAUUUAACUACAUCUGUUAAAUAGGAUUUUCGAUUACUUAACACAAUUUGUUUGUACAUUAACUUUGUCUUUGUAAACGUUAAAUAUUUUUAAUUUUUAAUACAACACCUGUUGAAUUUUGGUGACUAGUUCAUAUCACCAAAACGUGUAAUUUAAGCUGUUCUUAACGUCAAGAGAUUUAAAGCGUUUGAUUAAAAAAUAUCAAAAAGAA